AUGUUCGACUGGGUUGGCAUGGUGCUCUGCACAGCCAGUGCAAGCAGCUUCUUGAUCGGCAUCACCUGGGGCGGCGCGCAAUUCCCAUGGAGCAGCUGGCAUACCUUGGUUCCCAUCAUUGUCGGCGCAGUCGACCUAGUUGCUGCUGGGCUGUGGGAGGUAUAUGGCACUGAACGCUCGUUUGUUCGCGUGUCCUUGCUAAAUAGCUGCCCACAACUCGCGGCAUAUAUCUGCGCCAUUCUCCAGGGCAUCAUGCUCUUUUGCACGCUCUACUAUCUGCCCAUCUUCUACGAAGGAGUCAAGGAUUACACCCCAACAGUAGCUGGUAUCGGCCUUAUUCCCAUGACCGGUUCUCUUUUGCCGAUUGGCAUCCUUGUCGGAAUCAUCAUUAGGCGUACAGGACAUUUCCGAUGGGCCAUUUGGUUGGGUUGGCUGAUUUCCAUCCUAUCAUCCGGACUGCUGAUUCUCUUCAAUUCCGACACGCGCGUUUACGCCUGGGUACUGAUUCUCAUCGUGGUCGGCCUGGGCCAUGGCCUGAUACUAAUUGCCUUGAACAUUUGCACUCAAGCUUUGGCAGAUCGGGCCGACGUCGGAUACGCCGCCGCCAUGUACACAUUCAUGAGAAGUAUUGGCAUGUGUAUUGGAGUUUCGGUCUCGGGCACCAUCUUGCAGAAUACUCUUCAAACUUACAUGAAGGAUCAGAACCUAGACGCAUCCAUGGCUGGGGCCGUUGUUGGCAUCAUCAGCCAGCUCCAAGACUUGCCUACGACUAUGCGUAAACCCAUUGCCAUUGCCAUAGGUAAAAGCUGUGACAACGUCGCCGAGUUCUUGCUUGGCGUUGCCACGCUGGCUCUCUUGGUAUAUUUACUCAUCAAGGAAAGCUCGCUCGACAAGGAAUUCAAGCCUGACCACGUCCUGGAGGGGUCGGCGGAUAAGAAACGGGCCAUCUAA
This is a messenger RNA of Metarhizium robertsii ARSEF 23, 951 nucleotides long. RefSeq lists its product as uncharacterized. The transcript is spliced from 2 exons. The record is from RefSeq and is a predicted model, not a curated record. Gene Ontology annotation, molecular function: transmembrane transporter activity. NCBI's taxonomy places the organism in Eukaryota, Fungi, Ascomycota, Sordariomycetes, Hypocreales, Clavicipitaceae. The coding region runs from base 1 to 951 and encodes 316 amino acids. Gene Ontology annotation, biological process: transmembrane transport.